Molecule: messenger RNA, 1594 nt
Organism: Diospyros lotus (date-plum)
Lineage: Eukaryota; Viridiplantae; Streptophyta; Magnoliopsida; Ericales; Ebenaceae
Product: agmatine deiminase
Exons: 10
Coding region: 101-1225 (374 amino acids)
Biological process (GO): putrescine biosynthetic process
Molecular function (GO): protein-arginine deiminase activity; agmatine deiminase activity
Source: RefSeq, a predicted model, not a curated record
UUUUUAAUCCAUUUACGGUCGGGCAAGGGUUGAUGGUUAACCGGGUCGGGGAGUCGAGCUCCGGUGGAUGCAGAGAGGGUAACGGAGAGAAGGAGAAAAGAUGGAUUUGGAGGGGACGCCGGCGCUCCAUGGAUGCCGAAUGCCCGCCGAGUGGGAACCUCACUCCCAAACCUGGAUGGGUUGGCCUGAACGCCCAGAUAAUUGGCGAGAUAAUGCAGAACACGCUCAACGCGUAUUUGCCAAGGUUGCAUCCGCAAUCUCGAAAUUUGAGUAUGUAACUGUCUGUGCUAGUGCUUCCCAGUGGGCGAAUGCUCGCAGUCAAUUGCCACAAAAUGUCAGGGUUAUUGAGAUGAGUAUGAACGAUUCUUGGUUCCGUGAUACUGGACCAACUUUUGUUGUAAGAGACAGCAACGCAUGUUUGGGCAACAAUGAGUGGAAGGUUGCUGCAGUUGAUUGGAAUUUCAAUAGCUGGGGAGGCAUCGAGGAUGGUUGUUACAAUGAUUGGAGUCUUGAUCUUCUUGUGGCCAGGAAGAUUUUGGAAAUUGAGAGAAUCCCUAGGUUUCCUCAUUCUGUGAUUCUUGAAGGUGGAAGCAUUCAUGUAGACGGAGAAGGGACUUGUCUUACUACUGAGGAGUGCCUCUUGAACAAAAACAGGAACCCCCAUUUGACUAAAGAACAAAUUGAGGAUCAACUUAAAGCAUAUCUUGGAGUAAAGAAGAUUAUUUGGUUGCCUCGUGGAUUAUAUGGAGAUGAUGAUACCAAUGGUCAUAUUGACAACAUGUGCUGUUUUGUAAAGCCUGGUGUGGUUUUAUUGUCCUGGACUGAGGAUGAAUCGGAUUCACAAUAUGAGCGAUCCGUGGAAGCCUUUUCUGUUCUCUACAAUGCUACAGAUGCUAAAGGCAGAAAACUAGAAAUAAUUAAACUCCACGUACCUGGACCACUGUAUAUGACAGAGGAGGAGGCAGCGGGAGUAGUUCAGGAUGGGGAGGCUAAACCAAGACUUCCAGGAACAAGGCUUGCAGCUUCAUAUGUGAACUUCUAUAUUGCCAAUAAAGCUAUCAUCACGCCCCAAUUUGGGGACCAAAAGUGGGAUGAUGAAGCUGUUCGCGUCCUGUCAUUGGCUUUCCCAGCUCAUGAAGUGGUAAGGAUUGAAGGCGCAAGGGAGAUUGUUCUGGGUGGAGGAAAUAUACAUUGCAUCACACAGCAGCAACCAGCCCUUUUAUAAACACUGUAUAACAUCUUUCUCUGUAUGUUAGCAUUGGCUAGGUCUGCAGAGAAUGCAAAUGAAAAGAGAAUUUUCUCAAGCUGUUUCUUCAACUGGAGAUUGUUAAUCGUAAUUUUGGACCUUCAACUGGUCUAGAAGGUUGUACUUAUGUAGUACGAGAUCCUGAGAAUUAAAAUGACCAAGAGUUUUCAUAACAAAGGGCUUUCUGACCUCAAUGCAUGAGGGGCAGCCCCAAUUUGUGACGGUGAAGAAAGAGUCAUCUUUAUAUGUAAUUUUACUCUUAUUUUAUAAAGAGAUUGUCUUUGUAACCAGGACUUGAUUGUUAACAUGCAGUGAAAAUGUGUGGCUUGAGAGGCUGGCAUUAAUUUC